UGUGACAAAUGUCCGAUACUGAAGAAGAAGAAAGCUUAAGAAAAUUUGUAAAAAUUACUCUUGUUGGAGAACCUGCAACUGGAAAAAGCUGCUUAUGCAGCCGGUACCGCGGCGACGGCGGGGCGGCGGGCGGCGCGGGCGGCACGCCGGGCGCGGAGGUGAGCGCGGCGCAGUGGGGGGGCGCGGCGCUGCGGCUGUGCGACGUGGCGGGCGCGGCGCUCCGCAGCGACAUGCUGGCGAACUACUUGUACGAUUCCGAUAUUGUAAUAUUUGUUUACGACCUGACAAAUUUACAAAGUUUUGAAAAGUUGACCGAGUGGAUAAAAGCAGUUAAAGAUAUUUUCGAAGUCGAAGCGAAAAAACCCUUGAUGGCUUUGUUCGGCAACAAGUCAGACUUAGAACAUCAGAGAGCUGUUAGAUUGUCUUGCGUGCAAAAAUUUGCGUCGGAAUAUUUAUUAGAAAACUUUAAAGGAUCCGCGAGAACAGGAGAAAUGGUUAACACCGCCUUCACAAAUUUAAUUGCAAGGGUUUUAGGGAAAAAAAUCCCCUUAGAAGUUGCUCCAUACAAAAAAAAUCAAGAUCAUCAAGAUUCCGCUCAGAUGAGUAAACCUCCACAGAUGCAAGACCCAGCAAACUCGCUCAUAAUGAGUAGGAAGAUGUUAAGGAAAGUUCAGAGGAAGGCUUCGUCGUCCGUGUGCCGUAUUCAAUAAUAAACAUUACAUAUUAAAAAAAAAAUUAUUUCGUUUCCUUCGUA
Molecule: messenger RNA, 754 nt
Organism: Nymphalis io (European peacock)
Lineage: Eukaryota; Metazoa; Arthropoda; Insecta; Lepidoptera; Nymphalidae
Product: ras-related protein Rab-28-like
Exons: 4
Coding region: 9-710 (233 amino acids)
Cellular component (GO): Golgi apparatus; endosome
Molecular function (GO): GTPase activity; GTP binding
Source: RefSeq, a predicted model, not a curated record